Messenger RNA from Neoarthrinium moseri, 681 nucleotides. RefSeq lists its product as uncharacterized. Lineage: Eukaryota; Fungi; Ascomycota; Sordariomycetes; Amphisphaeriales; Apiosporaceae. The transcript has a single exon. The coding region runs from base 1 to 681 and encodes 226 amino acids. The record is from RefSeq and is a predicted model, not a curated record.
AUGUCGGAUAGCAUCUCAGCCGACUGGCUAUUAGUGGCCGGCAAUCACACUCGCAACCGCCCGCCGCAUCUCAAUGACAGAAAUUUCAGCUCGACCCAAGCCGACGGUCCCUCUACAGGACCAUCUGGCCAGCCUUGCCAGACUGACCUUGUCGCGACCGCGGACCUUGAGCUCCAGUUCAACAACAUCGACCUCAUGGAUGGCAGUCCUGCCGCUCAAUACCCCCCAUCGCUUGACACAGAUCAGUCAGAGAGCACUCUGUCGGCUGGGACUAUCACCGAUCUGCAUCAGAUCGAAACCCAGAUCGAGACGCUGCAGUACAUCAUCGACCACCCCGUCGAGCCGAACGAGCGGCAGCCUUUGACGGUCGAAGCGCUCCAAGCUUUAGAGUGUAGCAAUGGUAAUCAGCGAUACCAUCACGACCUCUCUUUGUGGUGCCAGGAAGGGGCACUAUUUGGCGACCACACCUCCAGAGUACGGCUGACCGAGAGCAUGAUGGUAGCUCACCAUGCCAAGAGCCAAGAUACCGACGUCACCGGGUCUUCCUGGAGCGUUCUGUCGACGAAGACCCACAUCGACCAUACCGCCGACCAUGUCAGUGGUGCUGGUGGCCUUUUCUACGAAACGGUCGCCGCUCCCCAGUCCUUUGACGACGAUGGCGAUAUUGUAAUGGAAUUGUAA